AUGUCCGAGGAGGAGUUUGGCUUCACCAGCGGCAGCGAUGGAGGCAGGAUCACGCUGCCCUGCGAUGCCAUGGUGAUGGAGUACGUCUUGUGCCUGGUCAGGAGAGAGGCCUCUGAGGAGGUUGAGAGGGCGUUCUUGAGCUCCAUUGAUGGGCACUGCCACAGCUACAAUGCUAGCUGCACGGUGCCAUCAAUGGCACUCAGCCAUAAAUUUGCUCUUUGUACUUAG
Messenger RNA from Triticum turgidum subsp. durum (durum wheat), 228 nucleotides. The record is from the annotation of a GenBank genome assembly. Lineage: Eukaryota; Viridiplantae; Streptophyta; Magnoliopsida; Poales; Poaceae.